GUUACCUGUUUCCUCACGAAAUGUGUACCUGCGCUCUAAUGAGCCACUGAAAUUCGUUUUGUAGUGCGACGGCUGAGCAGUUUGGAAUAUUUACCUGCCACAAACAUCACCUCCCACCUGGACAAAGACACCUAGCUGUGUCUUAAUCUACCGGGCCGAGUGAAUUUCCGAGCAAGACUUGCUGAAUUCAGAGUAGCGGAAGACGGCGGAAGGUGUAAGCAGAAGCGGGUGAAUGUAGUGGGAAACUCCACGGAAACCUGUACAGGUACAGAAAGUUUGAGUCAAGAGGUGUGCGUAUAGAGCGAAGAACUCGGCUUUGCUUUUCCAAACUAGGGAAAAGGCAAUUGAAAACCCCAUCUGAGAAGGACUUUACACUUGUUUUGUAUUGUGGAGCAGUUUUUCCAAAAGUAGGUCGGUGUUUAAAAGCCUGCCGUUUAAUUUCGAGAGAUAGCGGGGAAGGACCUCGGGAAUAGACCAUGCCACGAGCUUUCCUAGUGAAGAAAACGGGAAAUUCACCCGGCAAGAGAAACUGGAGCGAUCUACCUGAUCAUGAACGCGGUGACAUUUAUAUUCCAGUCUCCAUGUCUCCCAUUGCUCUUCGAGAGGAGACCGAAGCCAGUCCGGCAGAGGUGGCGCUGUGCCUGUCCACUCGCAAGGACCGCAGCAUGUACACAUACAACCAGAUGUACACCAAUGACCCUGAUGCAGUGGUUCCUGCGGCUGAGCUCCCAUCAUGCACUGCUCUGGGCCAGAGUCCAGAGACCGAGCACAUCCGAAGCACACACAACAAUACGUACGUGCGCACUAAAAUAAAGGUUACCACAGGUGAGCUUCCCAAAGAGGUUCCACCUAUUGUUCCUAACCUAACUACAAGUCCACCUGCUUCUAUAGCGCCACCUUGCUCCCCUCCUGUCGCUAAGUCGCCUUCAGUGCAGUCAAGUGGUGGUACUUAUGUUUGCCAGGUGUGUCAAAAGGUUUUCCAGUUCCAGCGCAUGCUAAACAGACACUUGAAAUGUCACAGCGAGCAGAAGAGACACCUGUGCGACUUCUGCGGAAAGGGCUUUAACGACACCUUCGAUCUCAAGAGGCACGUUCGCACACACACAGGUGUUCGUCCGUACAAGUGCAAUCUGUGUGAGAAGGCUUUCACUCAGCGCUGCUCUCUGGAGUCCCACAUGAAGAAGAUUCAUGGUGUCCUGCAGCAGUACGCUUACAAGGAGCGCCGCAGCAAGCUGUACGUCUGUGAAGAGUGUGGCCAUACAGCUUCUACCCAGGAUGCAUUGGUGCGCCACCUCCACACUGAACAUCCAAACAGUGUCCUCCUGCGGGCCAAGGGGGCACGAAGACAGUCACCAAUGAUGAACGCUACCAGAGAUGACACCUCCCAACCUGGUUCCCCUCUCUCUCAUAAUAGCGAUGACACUGUAGAGUCAGGUGGGAGGUAGAGAAAGGGAUGUUUCCUAAAAAAAAAAAAAAAAAAAUAUAUAUAUAUAUAUAUAUAUAUAUAUAUAUAUAUAUAUAUAUAUAUAUAUAUUAUAUAUAUAUAAAGGGAUGUGAUUAAUGUGCAUUCUGAUGAUUUAUUUUUUCAUUCAGAAAACAGACAUGAGGGAAGAGGAAUUUAAAAAGGGAAAGUGAAGUCAUGCAAAAUGCUGUUUUAAUGGCAGUACGCUGAGAUUCAGUUUACACUUUUGCUGCAGAAUCAGGCUGUACUUUUCCCUGUGAAACACACAAAAGCAGAUGUCUAGAUAACGUCUACAGCAUAAGUAUGCACUACUUCAGUUUACAUAAUAAUAUUAUUAUUAUUAAAAUAGAUGAGAUGAAACACAACUCAGGAAAAAUACACAGAUCAAUGUGACAUUAAAUUGUUCCAUUUUUACUGUGUGGGACAAUGAUUUUAUGUAGCAAUGUUUCAACACUAAAAUGAACUCUGCAGUGGCUGUCCCUGAAUGUUUUAAAAAGGGAUUUUGAAAGGAAAUUAAUUGUGUGUUGUUGAUUUACUACUGUAUGUAAUAUAUACUUGCAUAAAUUUAUCAUAAAAGAUUUAUAUUUAUCCUGGUGUAGUUUUUAUAUUUUCCUGGGUAUGUUUUUUGCUUGAUUUUAUACAUUUUCUUUCACAUGUAACAACCUUUAAUACUUGUAAUACUGUGUUUUUUUGGGGGGGUUGCAUUAUUAUUUUUUGUACUUUUUAUAUUCAAAGGCAUCAUAUAUAUGUAAUAACAUUUUAAUUUCUUGUCACUGUUAGAUAAAUUAAGUAGGCUCUGUGGCAAUCUAUAACAACACACCUACACAAUAAAUGUGUUUUUGUUGAUGG
Molecule: messenger RNA, 2311 nt
Organism: Onychostoma macrolepis
Lineage: Eukaryota; Metazoa; Chordata; Actinopteri; Cypriniformes; Cyprinidae
Gene: ovol1a
Product: ovo-like zinc finger 1a
Exons: 4
Coding region: 477-1445 (322 amino acids)
Biological process (GO): regulation of transcription by RNA polymerase II; epidermal cell differentiation
Cellular component (GO): nucleus
Molecular function (GO): DNA-binding transcription factor activity, RNA polymerase II-specific; RNA polymerase II cis-regulatory region sequence-specific DNA binding
Source: RefSeq, a predicted model, not a curated record